GGUGAUUUGCUCGUUUGUUGGAAAGUUUUUCCUCGUUUCCGCGGAUUUUUACACCAUCGCUCUAUAGACUUCGACCUGCUUUGAAACGCAGCGUCAAUCUCCCUGUGCUCGAUCGACAGCUCGAAGAUCGUAUGAUGUAACUGUUAAACAACGCUGUGUAUUUGAGAGUAAAACUCACGUGAUAAACUCUCCAGAACAUUUCUCGCCAACGGGCACUGCGUCUGGAUCUAAAAAUGUUCUUUAUCUUCUGUACUGGAAAUAUUGACUGCUGGAGAUCAAUCUAGCGGUUUACUUCAUCAAUGGACGACAAGUAUUCGAUUCGUUGAUGCAUUUUUUUCUGACAAGAGUUACGUUGAUUCGAAAUAUUUAUGUACAUUUGUCUACGUAAUUUUAUCUAUUUAUAUAAAUAAUUAUAUCUAUACUUUAUAAUAAGUACUGAUUAUUCGUCAACAACGAAGAACUUCAGUUUACUUGAUACUUUCCAUCCUUGUUUAAGAUAACUUUCAUCCAACAUUCUCAAGAGCAAUGAUUUACGACGAUUAUAAAAUGUACCUGCAUCAUUGUAUUCGUUGCUUCAGUUAUGUGCUGAUUAAUUAUUUCCAUUAAUUAAAUUUCGUAUCACAUGAUUACAAAAAUUUGACACCACGAAAAUGAAGUGUGGAAGCUAAGAAGAAAACCAUACCUGUGGAAAAGAAUGUGCAAACUGCAAAUAUUUUUGCAACGCAAUACACCAAACACCAAAUAUUUGAUUUCACGUUGAUCACAUGGAGAAAACGCACUAUAAAUGCAGAAUCGGGUCGCGAGGGUUAAAAUCCUCGAUGACACAAUUUCAUCUCGUGAAUCUCCAGCUUCGUUCCACGACAACAGAGACGAUCUGAGCGACGAGAUGACGGCACUCAGCCCUGAACUAACGGUGAGACGACCGGUCUAUCAACAGGACGAGCUUAAUCACUUGUUCAAAUACGCGAAGCCGAACGAAGCACUUCUGAAGAACAUCUCGAUGAAAUGCAGAAAGGUCAAGCCGAUGAUGAUUCUGAAGAAUACCAUACCCCUUAUCGGAUGGUUGUCGACGUACAAUUGGAAGACCGAUUUACUGGGUGACAUCAUUGCUGGAAUCACCGUGGCAGUGAUGCAUAUUCCUCAAGGAAUGGCGUACGCAAUAUUGGGCAACGUUCCACCAAUAGUUGGUAUCUACAUGGCGUUCUUUCCUGUUCUUGUUUAUCUCUUCCUCGGCACGUCAAGGCAUAAUUCAAUGGGUACCUUCGCGCUGGUUUGUAUGAUGACCGGAAAAGUAGUCACGACCUACAGCUCUCAAGGACAACUGGCAAAGAACGCUACAACAGAAAACGAGCUAUUAUCCUCGACGAGUAAUCGAUAUUCCCCCGUAGAAGUAGCCACCGCAGUCACUUUCGCCGUGGCCCUGAUUCAGUUAGUAAUGUAUUUAUUGCGAUUGGGAGUGAUUGCAUCGCUUCUAGCGGAUAGUCUCGUAAGCGGGUUCACCACAUCCGCGGCGGUUCACGUGUUCACGUCACAAGUGAAGGAUCUACUAGGACUGAAAAACCUACCUAAACGCAUAGGACCCUUCAAGUUGAUCCUUAGUUACGUGGACUUCUUUAACAACUAUCAAUCUAUCAAUGGGAUUGCCCUCCUGCUAUCCUGUUCCAUCAUUUUGGUUCUUAUUGUCAACAAUGCGUUAAAGCCAAAGUUCGCGAAAAUAAGUCCAUUCCCAAUCCCCAUAGAAAUGCUGGUGGUUGUGCUUGGGACUGUCCUCUCAAUGUACCUGAACCUUACGGAAGUUCAUGGGAUCGCGGUAGUGGGUGACAUACCAGUCGGUUUGCCGUCUCCGACCUUACCACCAUUGUCUUUGGUACCGAACAUUUUAUUAGAUAGCUUCAUCAUUACUAUGGUGUCCUAUACUAUAUCCAUGUCCAUGGCGUUAAUCUUCGCGCAGAAACUCGGUUACGAGGUGGAUUCGAACCAGGAGCUAAUGGCGCAGGGUGUCGGAAAUCUAGUCGGAUCCUUCUUCUCUUGCAUGCCAUUCACAGCUUCGCUCUCUAGGUCCCUAAUCCAACAGACUGUCGGCGGACGAACUCAAUUAGCUAGUCUAAUAUCCUGUGGAAUUCUAAUUAGCGUUCUACUGUGGAUCGGCCCCUUCUUCGAGCCUCUGCCACGGUGUGUUCUAGCUAGCAUCAUCGUGGUGGCUUUAAAGGGGAUGCUAAUGAAAGUGACGGAAUUUAAGAGGUUCUGGAAAUUGGACAAAACGGAUGGGGUUAUCUGGACAGUGACAUUCAUAUCAGUAAUUCUGAUGGACGUGGAAUAUGGUCUUCUAAUUGGAAUCGUGUUCUGCAUCGGCAAAUUAAUCCUCUUUUCUAUCCAUCCUUACACCUGUUCACUCGCUCUAGUACCUGGUACUGAGCUUUAUCUGGAUACCAAGAGAUAUAAAGGCACGGUAGAGCUGCCGGGUAUAAGAAUAUUUCACUACUCAGGCAGCUUGAACUUCGCCUGUCGGCAACACUUCCGUGACGGGGUAUAUAAAAUUGCUGGCCAGACGCCGAGAAAGAAACCUAAUGGAGGAUUCAAACACGACGAGUUGAAGGAAGUUAAGAAACUGAGAACCCUGAUACUGGACCUGAGCGCGGUGAGUCACAUGGACCUGGCGGGCGCAACGACCCUGGGAAACCUGAUCAACGAGUACUGUGAAAUCGAUAUACCGGUGUACAUCGCCGGGUGUUCCGGACCUGUGUACGAGAUGAUGAGAAAGUGCAACCUGUUGGAAUACAAAGGUGGCCUGUUCGCCGCGUUCCCCACCGUGGCAGAUGCCGUGCAUUUUGCAAGGUCUAACACCGAGCCAGCAUGGAGUUCGCCGAUAUACGACGACGCAACUGUCGUCAGGCUCUGAUUGCGAAUACUAAUCGCGACUACAUGCGGCGAAGUUCAUUCAUGAUUCCCAGGGAAAAAUUUCUCAAUCAACGUGAUCGACUGACAAUUUAACUGCCAUGUUAUUUCUAAACAUAUGCAUUUGACUGUUUGAUGAGAGGAACAGUGGAAAUGUAAAGUUGUGAGAUGUUGAGGGAUUGUAGAUAUAACUUUGAAGAAGAGAUGAUUAUGUUAGGAUUAAAUUGUGUAUGUAGAUAGUGUUUGCUAAUGAAGAAUAUGUCGAAAUCAGUUCGAACAAAUUGCUCAAGAAAGAAUAUUGUGAAGGUUGAAUGUGCUCAUCUUGCUUGAUUCAUUACAAAUUGUAUAAACAAUCCUGUACUAUACUAUAUUUUUAAAAGAUAUUAAAGUCACACUACCUCGUUGUAGUAAAUAAAACUUAGAAUUGGGUGUGAAAA
This is a messenger RNA of Bombus pyrosoma, 3332 nucleotides long. RefSeq names its product solute carrier family 26 member 10-like. The record is from RefSeq and is a predicted model, not a curated record. Bases 785 to 2899 code for a protein of 704 amino acids. Gene Ontology annotation, cellular component: membrane. The transcript has 14 exons. Gene Ontology annotation, biological process: transmembrane transport. Lineage: Eukaryota; Metazoa; Arthropoda; Insecta; Hymenoptera; Apidae. Gene Ontology annotation, molecular function: bicarbonate transmembrane transporter activity; oxalate transmembrane transporter activity; chloride transmembrane transporter activity.